CGGCUCUUCCGGGCGGAGGCGCCUGGCCUGGGUCCGAGGUGGGGCGCGUCCAGACGACGAAGGAGACGACGGUCGACCGUCAAGGCCGCAGCCGCCAUGGCGUCCAGCGGAGUCCGCGGGCCGACGCCGCGCCGGGGACCGACACUCGGCGGCGCUGCGCUGUUCCUGCUGCUCCUCCCGGCGGCCGCCGCUCAGGGUUGUUCUCAGAACACAAGCAGAACCUGUGAAGAGUGCCUGAAAAAUGUCUCGUGCCUUUGGUGCAACACGAACAAGAUGUGCCUGGACUACCCAGUGACCAAAGUCCUGCCGCCCAGCUCCCUCUGCCGGCUGAGCUCUGCACGCUGGGGCGUGUGCUGGGUGAACUUUGAGGCCUUGAUCAUUGCCAUGUCAGUGAUCGGGGGCUCCCUGCUCCUGGGGGUUGCCAUCUGCUGCUUCUGCUGCUGCAGGAGGAGCCGGAGCCGACGGCCGGACAAGAGCGAAGAGAAGGCCAUCCGGGAGCGAGAGGAGCGCCGGGUCCGGCAGGAGGAGCGGAGAGCGGAGAUGAAGUUGAGACAUGAUGAAAUCAGAAAAAAAUAUGGUUUGUUUAAAGAAGAAAACCCAUAUGCCAGAUUCGAAAACAACUAAGAUGCACUUGGUGGCGCGGCGAGCAGUCUCCAGGCCUCUAGUCAGCAGGGACCCCACUGCCCUUCCGCCUCCCACCCUGGGGAAGGAAGCUGCCUCGGGCCGAGGCCUGGGAGCUUCUGUUUCCUCUUCUCUCGUUUCUGUAUUUAGUCACUUGAGACACGAAGGCUGUCAGGGCUUCUCUGUUGUUCUGUUGUCCACCUGGGGAGGAUGCGGCGCACCUCAGGCCUCCGGUCGUCUGUGGGCCAGUGCAGACGGCCCUGCAUCUGGGCCCGCGAGGUCCACAUGCAGGAAGCGGGGCUGUGCAGUCUGUCCUGGGACCUCCCCCAACCCCUGUCGCUUCCUCUGCACCUCGGGGCCCAGGAUGCAGUCUGACCUUGCCCACACCGAGUAGCAUUGAGCCAUAAACCUUUUUUUUUUUUUAAUUAUUGGAUUUUAUUUUCCUACCCAAAAGAUUCUCCCAAAAAGCUUUAUUGUCAAAGUGCAGACCAUUUAUAGGGUGAUUUUUCAAGUUUGUGUCUUUACUGGUACAUCAAGAUAUUUUUCUAGUGUUCAUCUGAAUUAUAAAACCUCCGACGGGCGGUCGUCGGUCAGGUGCUAUUGUGUCCUGGGGGUGGGAGGGCCUCCUGAGGCUCUGCCUGCCUUUUCAGCCCCAGUGAGCAUCAGCCUCGGGGUUGGGGUCUCCUGAGUCAGACCCUCCCUGCUGUCUCUGGUGGUCACUCAGGGCUUGCAGGUGACCACGGGCCUUCCCUCAAGAGGAGGGGGCCGCUGAUGGGAUCUCCACACAUAGGCACUGGCGGCUGUCCCACUUGUCCACGGACCCUAGCUCCCUCCCCGUCGUCUGUCUCGGCCUGUCCUGGGAAUCUCCCACAGAGGCGGCUGCUUGAAGGGGAGUUGGGUGCGUAUGGUGCCGCCCUUGGGGUUCCUUUCUUCCAGAUUAAGAUGCAGGCCCGCAGUCAGUAGCCCUUUGCGCUUCCUGGCAGGGACAGCAGAUGGUGAAGUCACUGUGAACAGCCUUUCUUUAAAAAAAUCUGAAAAUAGUCCUAGUUGGCAAAUUGUUUUAAAUGAGGAAAACAUUGAGCUUUGGGAAGGAAGGUGAAAGUGCACAAUAAGUAGGAGCGUUCAUGCGGAUCCAGGGGUCACAUGUGCCUGGUUAGCCACACGGAUCUGUGUUUGACCUCACAGUUCCACCCUCACAUUUCACAGACCAGAAACAACCUUUAACAAAAUCCUUUGUCUUAUUUCUCUGAUUUCUUGGGCAUUUAAUAGCAAUGAGAGUAUUAUGAAACAUUCCUAAAUAUAACAGUCUGCAAAUUUUUACUUUAUGCUGUUUGUUCAUAAACUUUUUAGUAGACUGAUUAACUUUGUAUUAACAUGGUAGUUAGUAUGAAUGUAAAAUCGCUCUUUCUUGACUUGAGGCUGCUGAGCUGAAAGCCAAGCCGGGUUGUAGAUAAAAUGGGUUGUUAGAGCAGGGUUGCUGGUGCACGUGCCACCCUCCCGCACAGCACAGAGCCCUCCCGGGAGUGGCUCCGCCGUCUCAUGUUCUGAAGCAGCACCAAGAGCAGCCAGAGAUUGUAACCUAAAGGAAACCACGAGUCUGAGUGCCUUAAUCUUUAACCAGUUUCCAAUCAGCUGAUUAAUACAUGCUUUUGUUGACUA
Molecule: messenger RNA, 2280 nt
Organism: Dama dama (fallow deer)
Lineage: Eukaryota; Metazoa; Chordata; Mammalia; Artiodactyla; Cervidae
Gene: PTTG1IP
Product: PTTG1 interacting protein
Exons: 6
Coding region: 97-624 (175 amino acids)
Biological process (GO): protein import into nucleus
Cellular component (GO): nucleus; cytoplasm
Source: RefSeq, a predicted model, not a curated record